AUGGAGGUAAAGUCUCGGUAUGACGUCCUCUGCAAAGUCAAAUCUCGACUCUCGCGUGUCUGCAAAUCCCCAGCGUGUCACUCGGAGUCACAGUCACGCAAGGUACGACAGGCACAGAGUGACUCAAAGUCAAAAAACAACAACUCCAAGCAGCCUCUCGUGAUGCAGCCGUCUGGAGCAAGUGGCUCCUUCGAGAAGGAGAAGUUGUAA
Fomitiporia mediterranea MF3/22 is the source of this 210-nucleotide messenger RNA. RefSeq lists its product as uncharacterized. The record is from RefSeq and is a predicted model, not a curated record. The transcript is spliced from 2 exons. Bases 1 to 210 code for a protein of 69 amino acids. NCBI's taxonomy places the organism in Eukaryota, Fungi, Basidiomycota, Agaricomycetes, Hymenochaetales, Hymenochaetaceae.